AUGUCUUCCCUCCCCUCCUAUGCUGUUGCUAUCUUUCAGCAGUCGGAGAAGCUGCGAGGCAAGGCCAACUGGCACUCAUUUGCGGAGGCUUUCAUCAACUUCUGCACUGGUGUUGGUGCCGAGCACAUUGUGGCUGACUCUGCGCUCAAUCCAUCCAAGACAGCACUGGACAAUGCCAUUGGAUAUGUCCUCUCUGGGAUGCUGGAGAAGGAUGUGAAGGAUGGGGUGCCAGGGAAACAUGGUGGCCAGGAGCUGUACAAGGCACUGAAGGCCAGCUGUGUACAUAGGGUCUUUGUUAUCCACACAGCCAUGGGCCCCCGGGACCUCACUGGGGGCUGCCCGGCCUCUGCCCAAUGCGGCAGGCGACCCGCCGGCUCACCGUGCGCGCUGAUCCCGCCCGCAUCGCCCCGUCGGGAUUGA
Schizophyllum commune H4-8 is the source of this 420-nucleotide messenger RNA. RefSeq lists its product as uncharacterized. The record is from RefSeq and is a predicted model, not a curated record. The transcript has 2 exons. The coding region runs from base 1 to 420 and encodes 139 amino acids. NCBI's taxonomy places the organism in Eukaryota, Fungi, Basidiomycota, Agaricomycetes, Agaricales, Schizophyllaceae.